Messenger RNA from Motacilla alba alba, 1862 nucleotides. RefSeq names its product zinc finger protein 70-like. Gene Ontology annotation, cellular component: nucleus. NCBI's taxonomy places the organism in Eukaryota, Metazoa, Chordata, Aves, Passeriformes, Motacillidae. The transcript is spliced from 3 exons. Gene Ontology annotation, molecular function: DNA-binding transcription activator activity, RNA polymerase II-specific; RNA polymerase II cis-regulatory region sequence-specific DNA binding. The record is from RefSeq and is a predicted model, not a curated record. Bases 7 to 1668 code for a protein of 553 amino acids. Gene Ontology annotation, biological process: regulation of transcription by RNA polymerase II.
GUGGCCAUGGAGGGGCGUUCCCCCUUUGCCCAGGUGAUCCCUCACCUGUCCGAGGAGGAGGAGGAGGAGCAGCCAGGUGAGGAGGAGGAGGAAGGACCAGGUGAGGAGGAGGAAGGACCAGGUGAGGAAGCCACAGGUGAAGAUGCAGGUGAGGAAGAAGAUCCAGGUGAGGAAGAAGAUCCAGGUGAGGAAGGAGACCCAGGUGAGGAAGGAGACCCAGGUGAGGAAGAUGCAGGUGAAGAGGAUCCAGGUGAUGAUGAUGAAGAUCCAGGUGAUGAUGAUGAAGAUCCAGGUGAUGAUGAUGAAGAGCCAGGUGAUGAUGACGAUGAAGACCCAGGUGAUGAAGAUCCAGGUGCAUCCCCCCAGGUGCGCCCCUCUCCAGGUGACCCCCGCACCUCCCGCCUCCGCCGGCCCCGCCUUUACCUGCGGCCACGCCCGGCCCCGCCCGAGCCCGGCCCCUCCCACCUGGCGCCGCCCUGGGCCCGCCCGGGCGCGCCGGGGCCGGCGGCCGCCUCACCUGAGCCAGGUGAGGCCACGCCCGGCUUCGUGCAGCUCAUCGACGAGCGCGGCGUCUACUCCACCGCCAAGCUGGUGCUGGGCGGCCGCUCAGGUGCGCCGGGCGCGCCAGGUGAGGGCGGCGAGGCGGAGCGAGCCCCGCCAGGUGAGGAGGAGGACGAGGAGGAUGAGGAGGAAGAUCUCCCCGCUCACCUGGAGAUCCGCCAGGUGAUCGUGGCCGAGAAGCCCUUCCAGUGCCCCGUGUGCCACAAGGCCUUCAAGCGCACCUGGGAGCUGCUGAGCCACCAGGUGGUGCACACCGAGGCGCGGCCCUACACCUGCCACCUGUGCCGCGCCACCUUCAAGCGCCACUCGGACUUCAAGAGCCACGCCCUGGUGCACACCGAGGAGCGGCCGCACCGCUGCGACCUGUGCGGCAAGCGCUUCAAGCGCUCCUCCAACCUGCAGGAGCACCGCCGCAUCCACAGCGCCCAGCGCCCCUUCACCUGCUCCAGGUGCGCCAAGGGCUUCAAGACGCCUUACGAGCGCCAGCGCCACGCCCUGACGCACCUGGCGGCCGACACGCCCUUCCGCUGCGGCGACUGCGGCAAGGACUUCGCGGCGGCCAACGCGCUGCUGCUGCACCGGCGGCACCGGUGCCAGGACAAGCCGCACGCCUGCGGCGUCUGCGGCAAGCGCUUCACCUACGGCCACUCGCUCAAGGUGCACGAGCGCGUGCACACGGGCGACCGGCCCUUCAGGUGCGCGCUCUGCGGCAAGGCCUUCAAGCAGAGCAACGCGCUGGCCUCGCACCGCCGCGUGCACACGGGCGAGCGCCCCUUCGCCUGCCGCACCUGCGGCAAGGCCUUCAAGCAGUCGUCCUACCUGGCCGUGCACCAGCGGGCGCACACGGGCGAGCGGCCCUACGGCUGCGAGGCGUGCGGCAAGGCCUUCGCCCGGCCCUCGCUGCUGCUGCAGCACCGGCGCGUGCACAGCCAGGCGAGGCCGCACCAGUGCAGCCACUGCCACAAGUUCUUCAAGGACCUGGCGUACCUGGCCGUGCACGAGAAGGUGCACACGGGCGAGACGCCCUACAAGUGCGGGGUGUGCGCCAAGGGAUUCGCGCACCCCUCCAACCUGCUGCAGCACCAGCGCGUGCACCGCGACACCUGAGAGGGGCCCCGGCAGGUGAGCGCCCCGAAAAGGUGCGGCGGUGUCACCUGAGCCCCGUGGAUGAAGCCCCAGGUGAAAGGACUCGGUAGCUGUGAGCCUGGACAGGUGUGAACCCCAAAAAUGUGGUUCGGACCCCAAAAAGGUGCAGCAGCAACACCUGGACUGCGACACCUGAGCCCCAGGUGUGGGAACCC